Kazachstania africana CBS 2517 is the source of this 717-nucleotide messenger RNA. It is a transcript of the gene CAB5, whose product is annotated as putative dephospho-CoA kinase. The transcript has a single exon. Gene Ontology annotation, molecular function: dephospho-CoA kinase activity; ATP binding. Gene Ontology annotation, biological process: coenzyme A biosynthetic process. Lineage: Eukaryota; Fungi; Ascomycota; Saccharomycetes; Saccharomycetales; Saccharomycetaceae. The record is from RefSeq and is a predicted model, not a curated record. Bases 1 to 717 code for a protein of 238 amino acids.
AUGUUAAUAGUCGGCCUAACCGGUGGGAUUGCUUGUGGAAAGAGCACAGUAUCUAGAAGGCUCAAGGAACAUCAUAAGUUACCGAUAGUAGAUGCAGAUAAGAUUGCAAGAGAAGUGGUUCUACCAGGUACAAAAACCUACCAAAAAAUAGUGGACUAUUUCGAGGAUAAACUACCUGAUUUGUUAUUAGAAGAUGGUAAUUUGAAUAGACCUUCCUUAGGAAAAUGGGUAUUCAGUAAUCCAAGUGAUUUAAAGAUGCUCAAUGGAAUAACUCAUUCAGCAAUAAGAUACAAAAUGUGCGAAGAAAUGAUGUCUUACUAUAUUAAAGGAUACAGUGUAUGCAUAAUGGAUGUACCACUGCUCUUCGAAAGUAAGUUAGAUGUCUUCUGUGGCGUUACUGUCAACGUUAUCUGUGAUGAGGAAACGCAACUAGAAAGGCUCCAAAUCAGAAAUACUGAAUUGUCAAUUGAGGAUGCAAGGCAAAGAAUUAAAGCACAGAUGCCAAUGAAUGAAAGAAUUCAGAGAACUGACUAUCUGAUAGAAAAUAAUGGAACUCUUACUGAAUUAUAUGACCAAGUCGAUGACCUUAUUAAAAAGAUAAAACCGACUUUUGUGAGAACUGCAUUGGAAUAUUUCCCUCCAUUUGGUAUCGUUAGUGGCGGCGCUAUCGUCAUGUCAAGAUUGUUAAUGUCAAAAAUUAAAAAUGAAGCUAUAUAA